AAUUCAAGCUUCUUAAAGUGCAUUUCAUCCUGUUAAAAACCGCAAAUCCAUCUCAGUUUCCCCCAACAAUAGUGAACCCAGUUCAUCUAUACAAAUGAGCGGCAGGAUCAAUUCCCUCGGUGCAGCAGCAGCAGCUGCUGCAUCAUUUCUGCUCUUCUCUGCUCAUAUCUGCUGCCCAACCACUUCAUCGCUUGGAGCCCUGUUUGAUCUUACAGCACCUUCCCUUCCAUUCUUUUCGUUUUCAGUUGGUUCUGUCUCUGACGAUUAUCGCUGUCGCGGUGAAUAUAACCCGUUUUGCGAUGAUUUCCCACCGGACUUCCCACCACCUGACACACCGGCGGUGUCGAUCUUCUGCGUAGACCCCAACGGCUGCUGCGACUUCACUACAGUGCAGGCGGCAGUCAAUGCCGUUCCAAACUUCAGCAGAAAGAGGAAUGUGGUGUGGAUCAACAAAGGCAUCUACUUUGAGAAGGUGACAGUGCCAUCAACCAAGCCCAACAUUACAUUUCAAGGGCAGGGAUUUGACCUGACGGCGAUUGCGUGGAACGACACCGCAGAGUCGGCGCACGGCACAUUCAAUAGCGCUUCAGUCUCCGUUUUCGCAGCAGGCUUUGUUGCGAAGAACAUAAGUUUCAUGAAUGUAGCACCCAUCCCAAGGCCUGGAGCUGUUGGCGCACAGGCAGUGGCAAUCAGGAUCAACGGUGACCAAGCAGCAUUCUGGGGUUGUGGCUUCUUUGGCGCGCAAGAUACACUCCAUGACGACCGAGGCCGCCAUUACUUCAAGGAAUGUUUCAUCCAGGGCUCCAUUGACUUCAUCUUUGGAGAUGCUAGGUCACUGUAUGAAAAUUGCAGAUUGAUUUCCAUUGCAGAUCCAGUGUCUGCGGGGCAAAGAUCCAUCACCGGUUCAGUCACUGCACAUGCCCGGGAAUCUGACGACAAUAACACUGGCUACUCAUUUGUCAAAUGUAGCAUCGGUGGUACCGGCUGGAUAUGGCUUGGCCGAGCAUGGAAACCAUUCUCUCGUGUCGUCUUCGCCUACACUUCAAUGUCAGACUGCGUCGCCUCUGAAGGAUGGAAUGAUUGGAAUGAUCCUUCAAGAGAUCAGACUGUAUUUUAUGGAGAGUACAAGUGUACAGGUGACGGUGCAAACCUGGCAGAUAGAGUUCCAUAUGCUCAAAAGCUCAGUGAUGUGCAAGUGUUGCCUUACCUGAACACAUCUUUCAUUGAUGGAGAUCGAUGGCUGAAACCAUACCGUGACUCACUAAUAUCUGCUUGAAG
Phragmites australis (common reed) is the source of this 1278-nucleotide messenger RNA. RefSeq names its product probable pectinesterase 8. Lineage: Eukaryota; Viridiplantae; Streptophyta; Magnoliopsida; Poales; Poaceae. The transcript has 5 exons. Bases 95 to 1276 code for a protein of 393 amino acids. Gene Ontology annotation, molecular function: pectinesterase activity. The record is from RefSeq and is a predicted model, not a curated record. Gene Ontology annotation, biological process: cell wall modification.